AUGGCGGCUACUACUUCCCUCGACCACCUGAGCAACCGCAUGAAGCUGGAAUGGCACUCCAAGCUCAACACCGAGAUGGUGCCCGCCAAAAACUUCCGCAGAACCUCCAUCAUUUGCACCAUCGGCCCCAAGACCAACUCCGUUGAGAGUAUCAACCUGCUCCGCAAGGCCGGUCUCAACGUCGUUCGUAUGAACUUCUCCCACGGCUCAUAUGAGUACCACCAGUCUGUCAUCGACCACUCCCGCGAGGCCGAGAAGCUUCAGCCCGGUCGCCCUCUGGCGAUUGCUCUUGACACCAAAGGACCCGAGAUCCGUACUGGCAACACCACCGAUGACAAGGAUAUUCCCAUCAAGGAGGGCCACGUGAUGAACAUCACCACUGAUGACCAAUAUGCCACCGCUUGCGACGAUGAGAACAUGUAUCUCGACUACAAGAACAUCACCAAGGUGAUCCAGCCGGGCAAGCUCAUCUAUGUUGAUGAUGGUAUUCUGUCAUUCGAGGUGAUCGAGGUUGUUGACGACAAGACUGUCCGUGUUAAGUGCUUGAACAACGGCAACAUCUCCUCCCGUAAGGGUGUCAACCUGCCGGGUACCGAUGUCGAUCUUCCCGCUCUUUCCGAGAAGGACAAGGCCGAUCUGCGAUUCGGUGUUAAGAACAGAGUUGACAUGAUCUUUGCUUCGUUUAUUCGUCGCGGUCAGGACAUCCGCGACAUCCGCGAGGUUCUCGGUGACGAUGGUAAGGAGAUUCAGAUCAUUGCCAAGAUCGAGAACCAGCAGGGUGUGAACAACUUCGACGAGAUCCUGGAAGAGACUGACGGUGUCAUGGUUGCCCGCGGUGACCUCGGUAUCGAAAUCCCUGCCGCCAAGGUGUUCAUCGCCCAGAAGAUGAUGAUCGCCAAGUGCAACAUCAAGGGCAAGCCCGUCAUCUGUGCCACCCAGAUGCUUGAGUCCAUGACGUACAACCCUCGCCCUACCCGUGCCGAGGUCUCCGAUGUCGCCAAUGCUGUUCUCGACGGUGCUGACUGUGUCAUGUUGUCCGGAGAGACUGCCAAGGGUAACUAUCCUUGCGAGGCUGUUCGCAUGAUGCACGAGACUUGCCUGCUCGCUGAGGUCGCCAUCCCUCACUUCAACGUAUUUGACGAGCUCCGCAACCUUGCCCCUCGUCCCACCGACACCGUCGAGUCUAUUUCCAUGGCCGCUGUGAGCGCCAGUCUCGAGCUCAAUGCCGGUGCCAUCGUCGUUCUGACCACAAGUGGCAAAACCGCUCGUUUCCUGUCCAAGUACCGCCCUGUCUGCCCUAUCAUCAUGAUCACUCGCAACCCCGUUGCUUCUCGCUACUCCCACCUUUACCGUGGUGUCUGGCCGUUCUACUUCCCGGAGAAGAAGCCCGACUUCAGCGUUCAGAUCUGGCAGGAGGAUGUUGACCGCCGUCUCAAGUGGGGUAUCUCGCACGGUCUGGCCCUCGGAAUCAUCAACAAGGGUGACCCCAUUGUCUGUGUCCAGGGCUGGCGCGGCGGCAUGGGCCACACCAACACCAUCCGUGUGGUCCCCGCUGAGGAGAACCUUGGUCUUGUCGACGAGUAA
Molecule: messenger RNA, 1584 nt
Organism: Penicilliopsis zonata CBS 506.65
Lineage: Eukaryota; Fungi; Ascomycota; Eurotiomycetes; Eurotiales; Aspergillaceae
Exons: 8
Coding region: 1-1584 (527 amino acids)
Biological process (GO): glycolytic process
Cellular component (GO): cytoplasm
Molecular function (GO): potassium ion binding; pyruvate kinase activity; magnesium ion binding
Source: RefSeq, a predicted model, not a curated record